GGCCCGAGCCACCCCCUCCCCGCCCCGGGCUUGCGGCCGCCUCCCCUCCUUGCGGGAUGAACACAGCCGCGGCCGCCGCGGGGCCCCAUGGAGGAGCAGGAGCCGCCGCCGCCGCCGCCGCCGCCGCCGCCGGUCCGCCAGCCAACGAGAAUGGCCCUGUCGGGCGGCCCACAUCCCGGAGCCCCCUCCGCGGCCGGCACACCUGGCGGGACCUCUUCCUCCGCCACCGAGGCGGCCGUGCUCUCCUUCAGCACCGUGGCGACCGCGGCGGCCGCGGCGCUGGGGAACCGGAGCGACGCGAACGGGGGCGACAGCACCGGCGCCUCCGCCGGCAGCGCGCUCGGCGGGCCCCGGGCGUUGGGGGCGGCGGGGAGGCCGCCGCCGGGCCCCGAGGCGGCGCCGCUGCUGUCGCACGGCGCGGCGGUGGCGGCCCAGGCGCUCGUGCUCCUGCUCAUCUUCCUGCUGUCUAGCCUGGGCAACUGCGCGGUGAUGGGGGUGAUCGUGAGGCACCGGCAGCUCCGCACCGUCACCAACGCCUUCAUCCUGUCUCUGUCCCUGUCGGAUCUGCUCACGGCGCUGCUCUGCCUGCCCGCCGCCUUCCUGGACCUGUUCACGCCGCCAGCGGGCUCGGUCCCCGCCGCCGCCGCCGCGGGGCCCUGGCGCGGCUUCUGCGCCGCCAGCCGCUUCUUCAGCUCGUGCUUCGGCAUCGUGUCGACGCUCAGCGUGGCCCUCAUCUCGCUGGAUCGCUACUGCGCCAUCGUGCGGCCGCCUCGGGAGAAGAUCGGUCGCCGCCGCGCGCUGCAGCUGCUGGCGGGCGCCUGGCUGGCGGCCCUGGGCUUCUCCUUGCCCUGGGAGCUGCUCCGCGCGCCCCGGGAGCCCCCGGCGGCGCAGAGCUUCCACGGCUGCCUGUACCGGACGUCCCCGGACCCCGCGCAGCUGGGCGCGGCCUACAGCGUGGGGCUGGUGGUGGCCUGCUACCUGCUGCCCUUCCUGCUCAUGUGCUUCUGCCACUACCACAUCUGCAAGACCGUGCGCCUGUCCGACGUGCGCGUGCGGCCCCUGACCACGUACGCGCGCGUGCUGCGCUUCUUCAGCGAGGUGCGCACCGCCACCACCGUGCUCGUCAUGAUCGUCUUCGUCAUCGGCUGCUGGGGGCCCCACUGCUUCCUGGUGCUGCUGGCCGCGGCCCGGCAGGCCCAGGCCGCGCAAGCCCCCUCGCUCCUCGACGUGGUGGCUGUCUGGCUCACCUGGGCCAACGGGGCCAUCAAUCCUGUCAUCUACGCCAUUCGCAAUCCCAACAUCUCGAUGCUCCUGGGGCGCAGCCGGGAAGAGGGCUACCGGACUAGGAACGUGGACGCUUUCCUGCCCAACCAGGGAGCGGGGCUGCAGGCCAGAAGCCGCAAUCGCCUUCGAAACCGCUACACCAACCGGCUGGGAGCCUUCAGCAGGAUGUCUUCUUCCAACCCGUCCAGCGGGAUAGGAGGGGACGUGGCCCUGUGGGCUCGGAAAAAUCCAGUUGUGCUUUUCUGCAAGGAGGGGUCCCUAGAACCAGUGACAGCAGCAGUCAAACAGCCUAAGUCUGAAGCCGGGGAUACCAGCCUCUAAGAAGGGUUGGGAUUCAUAGCGUGUACAAGCCAAGUGUUUCACCUGCGCCGUUUGAUGAUACAGGAUUCCGGGGAGAAUCGCGUAUUUCAUAAAGCCAAACAUUUAAGAAAAGAGACAGAGGGGGAGGCUUACCACUCCCCCCCCAAACAACGUACAAGACAAUGUGCCCUUCUUCAAAAGUGCCGAAUGUAAAAUGCAAACAUUAAAACAAUAUUAAGCCACACAACCAAGCGUUGCGAACUGUGUCAAAAAUGAGAAAAAUGAAAUUCACAAUUACUGAAAAGCUCAUAUUAUAGGAAUCACACUGUGAAACAAACAAACAAACAGAAUCAUUGAAUGCAGCCAGUAUUUGUUCAAAUACAGAGAGUUUCAGGAAAGAAUGGAGACUUUCAGAAUUACUCGAAGGCCCCCCCUAAAUCACCAGCAUUCAACAAAACUUGAGAUUUUUAGAACUUGCACCUCUGACACGCGCUUUGGGUGCUUAGGAUGGGAACGAAAAAUUGUUGUCCUUACACAUUUUGGUGCACCUGCUCGCACCCCAUGUCCUUUCAUAUUUGUGAAACAUUUUAUAUUCAUAUGCCAUUUUAGGCCUUUGAAAGGUGGGUUAUUACCAUAAAGUCAACCGUCUGAAGGACAGAUAGAAGUAUGACAUAAAGAAAUGUGGCUGUUUAAAAAUGUAUUCCAAGAUUAUACUUAAAAAAUGAAUGUCCUUCCUUCUACCCCCAAAACCAUCUUCCUUGGGAAGUUUUGAGGCUUUACCCUUACUCUGUCUAACCUGAUACUUUUGUUUCUAAUCAUAUGGAAGAUGCUGUUCUCAGAGUCCUUUUGCAUUUUUAAAAAAUAACUUUCAUAGGAGAAAGUCUUUGCCUCUUGAGGUAGAUUUGAUUCUUAGAUGCAGCCAAAACUGUAACUUGAAGUCAAGUUGAUUGAAUCGGCUCAGAGUGACAGAAACUCCGCUUCAGGUGAGUACAACCAAGUACACAAGGCUCCCUCUUCCCCAGCUUCCGGUUGAAGACGAUGGUAUCUUCCUGGGAGGAACAGGCCAUCAGAACAUCUCAUCUUUUCAGCCACAUGUUGCAGAGGCUAAAUUCCAGGUUCUUCUGAAGUGAUGUUCACCAUUUUGGAAAGCUACGUCACACUUGGCUCCCCUCGGGAGGUAAUGGGAUGUGAAGAAAACUCUCGCCUCUGUCUGCAUUUGCAGCCUUCGCGAUCACUGUGAUCCUACACUUAGGUGUAAGUAGCCAACUGCUUCAUGUCGUGUGUUCUGCAGUAAAAAAGAACUACUGGUGACACAAGAACAUAAAUUGGAUGCUAGACAUUUGGCCAAGAGAGAAAUCUGCCUAAUAUGUUCUCAAGGGUCCCACUGCACGGGCCAUUUGAAAGGAAACAAUGGUCUACUUGUUCUCUCUCAGAGAACCGAACAAUCAGUGUAAACUGAAAACAUUCUUAACCCUGCUUUACCUGUAGCUGCGGGGGGCUAGAGACAAACUAAAGGAGAGACAGCAGACUUCACCCCUCCUUGGUGGUGGUUAAGCUCCUGCAGAUUUCUGGAUGCCGGGGCUCAAGGCAAGUGCAUAAUUUCUUGAUACCACAACUACCUGGACUCCCACUGUGAAGCUGGGAGAGGGUGUUAAACGGCAUUUCACCUGAUCGGAAAGCCUGACAUACUAUUAAUUCCCCACAAGGAGGCUCCAUUAUCAAGUACAACAGUUUUCAAAGAGGGAAAGGCAUCAACCAGUUCAAAAGCAGCAGCCCAUCACUGUGCAUUAAAUUCCCAUCGUCUUUACAUGCUUUAACAUUCUUAUUGAUUACAGUUUGUUUCUCAUUCUCAUAUAACAAGGUAAUGUAUCAUCUUAGUGCUAGGCAAAACCUUGGACAAACGUAUCAUGUGUUAAGUCCACAAUUCAAGCUGAGUAUACAGAACAGAACAGAGUGAGAGAAGAUGGAGAUUGGU
This is a messenger RNA of Hyaena hyaena (striped hyena), 3559 nucleotides long. RefSeq names its product G protein-coupled receptor 135 (gene GPR135). The coding region runs from base 88 to 1605 and encodes 505 amino acids. Gene Ontology annotation, cellular component: membrane. Gene Ontology annotation, molecular function: G protein-coupled receptor activity. Gene Ontology annotation, biological process: G protein-coupled receptor signaling pathway. Lineage: Eukaryota; Metazoa; Chordata; Mammalia; Carnivora; Hyaenidae. The record is from RefSeq and is a predicted model, not a curated record. The transcript is spliced from 3 exons.